AUGGAACUCACGUUCUUGGUCGGACGAGAUGGCCAAAAUGUAAAAAGGCCUCGUCGGGCGUGCACACCGUGCCGCCAGAAAAAGGUGCGGGCUGGGAUCAAGAUACUGAGGAAACGGUGCUUCCACGGAAUCUCAGCUGGCUCAGAUCACCAAUCAUCGCAUGCAAGGCUGUCGGAGCCGCUGAACAGUCAAGUUGAGGAAGUUGCCCACCAAAAGGCAACUCUCGCGACAUCGGACAGUCCAGCAGGGCGGGAUUUAUCCCCACAACUUGACGGGCAAGAGGCUCAAAAUUCUCCCGACACAUCUACUACCAUUAGCGAUCGCGCCAGGAGGGAAUUUGGUACUCCCCGUUUCUUGUGCUAUACCAGUCCUUUGGUAGCGUUGCAGAACAAUCCGCAACCUCCGCAACCUAGGCUAGCCAGUGGCCAAUCCCGCGAAGGAGAUCUGGGAGCCUGGUCCUAUGAAGAGAACAGUACACCCAAAGAAAGUGGACCGCAAAGGUCGCCAACUCCUCAACAGCAUGCAUAUCCGGGGAUCUUGCCCUCAAGAGGAAGCCAAGUUGCAUUGAUGGAAAUAUUCUUUUCCCGCGUACACCCGCUGUUGCCAUUAGUGGACGAAGAUGACACCCGUGUUCAAUUUGAAAAUGGUACUUUGCCUCAUCCGCUUCUUCAAGCUAUCUGUCUUGUUGCAGCAAAGGACCAGAGUGCGACGCCUUUCCUGCUUCUAGGGUCGGACGCGACGCUGUUGCCUGUCAACAAGUUUGGCCAACGGCUGUACAAAGAUAUACUGGAGAACAUGCCUCACAGGAGAGAUGGGAACAGGUUGCUCAUAAUACGGAUCCUUGCUCUUUUAUCACUCCACGAAUGGGGCCGCAACGGAUCAGAGGAAAGCUCUUUAACUUUGACUCAAGCUAUUCACCAUGCGUGGUCUAUCGGCUUACAUCUUCGGCGAGCUGAUAGCGAGACUUCGCCGAAGGCUCAAUCUCUCUUUUGGUGUCUAUGGAGCCUUGAUAAAUGGAGCUCGGUCGUGGAAGGAAGACCGGUAUUGAUACAUGACUGUGAUCACGGACAGAAAGUGACCGAUGUGCUUCCUUUGUUCAAACCGCCGCAACGGAUAUGGCUUCUCAUUGCAAAUCAACUGGGUCGUGUUAUCAGAACUUACAGACCAAGGCUCGAGGGGACCCAAGAUCAAUAUCCAGAUCUUUCUCUCUUUGAGGAGUUUGUUGAAACGUCCGAGGCGUGGGAUACUGAUCCGCUGCUGCUGGGUGAGUACGUUCUAUAUUCGAGAAUCUUUUGCAUGAUAACUUAUCAACUGUACCCAGACUCGCUUGAGCUCUAUUAUCACGCUACCAUUAUUCUUGGCACAUAUUCGGCCGAACUUCAAGGCCGCUAUCCUUCACGAGAGUGCAGGAUCCAUCAAAGUCAGGCCAUCCUAGCCCUCGCAGCGACCUGCCGACGAACUGAUAUUAGGGAACUUUCUCCUCUGCCAAUAUCUGCCUACAGCAUUUCCCUCGCCUUUUCGAUCACCUACAGGCAGUUACAAAAAGCAAAGCUAACAAGUCAUCAACUCCUGGCAAGGGAUAAUCUUUCAAUAUUCCACCAGAGUUUGAAAUCGCUUAGUUGUAUCUGGUGGCUCGCAGCAGUCAUGAUGCGUCUGGGCAAGCAAGCCCUGGAAAAUAUUCAACGUCCUGCAACCCAGGGACAAUCCAGAUCACAACCGCCUACAAGUCAGUUGAAUGGGGUCUUGGGGACUCGAUCGUCACUUCCGCAAUCUCCAAUUCUCUCGAAUGUCAACGAUAGUACUUUGCGAACCGACACAAGCUACUUUGAUAAUCCGAACGCUUCCGAGGGCAGUCUAAAUACCUUGGAAGACCCAUUAUCUGGGACAUCGUUCUGGUCUGGCGUUGACCAUCUUUUCGAAAAUCGGGAUUUGUCGACUUUGGGAGAAGAUUCUCUUGAAACCAUUUUUGAGAAUUUCUUGGAUGCCAAUUUCCCCACCUGUUUGGGCGACCAAUCCCUUGGAGGCUACACUAUAUCAAGCUAG
This is a messenger RNA of Penicillium subrubescens, 2043 nucleotides long. RefSeq names its product fungal specific transcription factor domain-containing protein. NCBI's taxonomy places the organism in Eukaryota, Fungi, Ascomycota, Eurotiomycetes, Eurotiales, Aspergillaceae. The record is from RefSeq and is a predicted model, not a curated record. Gene Ontology annotation, biological process: DNA-templated transcription. Gene Ontology annotation, molecular function: DNA binding; zinc ion binding. The coding region runs from base 1 to 2043 and encodes 680 amino acids. The transcript is spliced from 2 exons.